GUUAAGAUUAAGAUUGUUCUUGUCGAAAUAAAUACCGAAUUAUUUUCCAGUUCUGGUGUUUUGCAACACAAGCACGAGCUUCUGCAGCGUGCCCGUUUCUAUAGCAACGAAUAACACACCGGCGCAAGCAAGUCAUGGUCCGCAUCAGUGAGGAUCUGAUCCGCCGCAGAGCAGAACACAAUAAUGGGGAGAUCUUCUCCCUGGAGGAGGUUUCCCUCCAUCAGCAGGACAUCGAGAGGAUCGAGCAUAUCGACAAGUGGUGCAGAGACCUCAAAAUCCUCUACUUACAGAACAACCUCAUCCCUAAGAUAGAAAAUGUGGGCAGACUAAAGAAGCUGGAGUAUCUAAAUCUGGCACUGAACAACAUAGAAGUCAUCGAGAAUUUAGAAGGCUGUGAGAGCUUACAGAAACUAGAUCUGACAGUGAACUUUGUGGGUAAGCUGAGCAGUGUGGAGUCUCUGAAGCAGAACCUUCAUCUCAGAGAGCUCUACCUGGUGGGAAACCCCUGUACUGAAUUUCACGGAUACAGACAGUAUGUGCUGGCAUGUCUGCCUCAACUACAGUGGUUGGAUGGGAAAGAAAUUGGGCGAGGUGAGCGUAUUCAGGCCCUGCAGGAACUGGAUGCAGUGAGGAGACAUGUUUUAGAACAGGAAGCGGAUUAUAUAGAGAAAAGAGAGGAACAGAAAAGGAGUGGUUUGAAGGAGACAACAGAAAAGCAGGAGGAUCCUCAAAUAAAUCAAUUGCUCUCUGAGAACCAGAAUGGGACCCAUCAGAAUCCAGAAUCAAGCUCCAAGGCUCACACAGACGCCGAGGAUAAAGAGAAGGAAUUUUGGGAAAAGCCGUGCCCAUUCACUCCAGAAUCCAGACUAGAGGCCCAUCGCCAUCUGGAGGACAAGAGGAGGGCCAAAGAGAAAGAGAGAGAGAAGCCUAAAAACAAAACCCUCAGAACUCUGAUCACUGCAGAUGGACGAGUGAUGAACGUCAAUGAGCCCAAGUUUGAUUUCAGUCUCACUGAGGAUGAGAACAACUGCAUGCUUUUGGAUUUACAUGUUUACAGGCAUAUGGACACCUCACUGCUGGAUGUGGAUGUUCAGCCAACAUAUGUGAGAGUGACCGUCAAAGGAAAGGUGUUCCAGCUGGUUUUGCCUGCAGAAGUGAAACCAGACAGCAGCACAGCACAGAGAUCCCAAACCACCGGCCACCUGCUCCUCAUCCUGCCUCUGGCACAUGGAGAGAUUAAACCGAAGAAACCCACUGCCAGGCCGACCAGUGUUACCAGUAAACAGAAUACCAAGAAAGAGACCAGGCCAGUGCCAGGGCGUGAAUUAUUGGAGGUGGAUCCCGGUCUGGCUGGGAGUCUGGCCAACAUUGUUCCCAAAGGAAAGGAGUCUUCCCACAAGCCCCUGCAGCUCUCGCAGCCUCACCAGCACUGUGGCGUCGAGGAGAGGCCUGUGUCAAAGGACUUCGUGGACGAUCCAGAAGUGCCUCCACUUAUGUGAACAAGACAGAGAGAGAGAAAAUAUGCUAUGAUAUGACACAGCAAGAGAGAAUAAGCAUAAUCACACUCUCUGCUGAGCUUGUGGAAGUGUGUGUGUGUGAUGAAAUAAUGUGAGAUAUAUUUAGUUCUCUUCAUUAGACGUAUUGUUAAGCAGAUGAGCAAAUGUCAGUCUCAUUAAAGCUUGCUGAAUAUUUCACUGCUGCACAUCUUUCACUUUCAGUGUGUUCUCUCUCUCUAUCGCACACACGCACACACAGAUAUUCAUUUAGUGACUUACAGUCAUGUCUGUCUGAUAUAAAGAGGCAGAGACAAAACUAAAUUGCUCCCAUUAUAAUCAAUGAAGCUGUCUGCAAUGGAAAUUCCUGUUUUUUUUUUUUUUUAUUCAGCUGAUAGACACUCUUUUUAUUUUUGAUGUGCUGCACAAAUUAUUUUUCCUUGAAAUGAUUUUAGUUAUGAAUAUCAUAUGUGUACAAUUUAUUGUUUUGAAUUUUAGUUGUUAUAUGUUCUACUUUUGAUGGUUCCAUCAAAGCCAGCUUGUGAUGUUUCUGGCCUCUGCCCUACUAUUUUAGAUCAUCAUUUGUUUCUACUACAAGUAGUCAUUAAAAUAAAAUUGUGUAAAAUUAUUUUGUCUUAUACAUAGUCACCUCCUUUAUUUCUGUAGUGCUUUAUGCAAUACAUAUUGUUUCAAAUCAGCUUCACAGUGAUAUUAAGAAUCAAUGGUGCAGUGGUUCUUCAAAUAUGAGACAAAUUCAAACUCUUAAAAAGUCAAUGGUGUAUUUUAUCAUACAGUUUUAUUAUAUUCUAUUAGAGUCCAAUAGCUGUGUAAAGUUAAUCAAUUGUGAAACAAGUUCAAUUCAGCUAUAAGCAGCUCUAUGGAAGGCAACACUAUCAGUUGAAUGUUAAUUCAGUUUAGUUCAAUAACAAGUGUCAAUGUUGCUAAAUUCAUUUAUCACCAUACAUGCCGCCUUGUAGACCUCUUUCAAAAACUAAAAUAAAAAAAUUAAUGGUCACUUGCA
Cyprinus carpio (common carp) is the source of this 2514-nucleotide messenger RNA. It is a transcript of the gene dnaaf11, whose product is annotated as dynein axonemal assembly factor 11. Gene Ontology annotation, cellular component: cytoplasm. Gene Ontology annotation, biological process: outer dynein arm assembly. The record is from RefSeq and is a predicted model, not a curated record. Gene Ontology annotation, molecular function: protein binding. NCBI's taxonomy places the organism in Eukaryota, Metazoa, Chordata, Actinopteri, Cypriniformes, Cyprinidae.